GGGGAACUCUGUGAGUUUUGGGAUCCCUCUGGGACUGUGUGAGUUUUGGGAUGGCUGGGGGGGAUUCUGUGAUUUUGGGAUGGCUGGGGAGGCUCUGUGAGUUUUGGGAUGGCUGGGGGGGCUCUGUGAGUUUUGGGAUGGCUGGGUUUGGGUUCCCAGGGCUGUCCUUGCUGAGGGAUCUCCUCACCCCGCUGUCCCCACCCCAGCCAGGGCUGCAGCAGGAGCAGCUCUGGGCACUUGAAGCUGCUGAGCUGAGCAGAUCCUGCCCUCUCCAGCACAGAAUUCCCUGUGAGCCCACAGUGUUUACACAGCCAAAGGCAAUCCAUGGACACAAUCCUCUGGAACUUCCAGCCCCUGGGCAGGGCUGGGAUCAGCAGAGCCAGGGCAGCCACAGGAGCAGCAGUGAGGAGGCUGGGAAUCCUCAGGAGAUCCUCAGGGAUUCCUCAGGGGAUCCUCAGGGAUUCCUCACAGGAUUCCUCAGGGAUCCCUCAGGAGAUCCUCAGGAGAUUCUCAAGGAUUCCUCAGGAGAUUCUCAGGGAUCCCUCAGGAGAUCCUCAGGGGUUCCUCAGGGAUUCCUCAGGGGAUCCUCAAGGGUUCCUCAGGGAUUCCUCGUGGCCGUGGCAGGGAUGGAUUGGGAUGAGCUUUGGGCUCUCUCCAGACUGGUUCUGGAAUCAGCUGGGAUUUGGGAAUUGCCUUCAGCAGAGGCUGGGCUCGGCACUCACAGCUUUCCCAGCUCAGUUGUGCUUUGCCAGGAGGUUUUUCUGUGGAUAAAUGAUCAGGAUGUGCUGCAGCACACUGCCCUUGCCAUAUUCCAUGGUUUCCAUGCUGGCUCCACCGGCUUCCAGAGGCAUUUUCCUUUAAGUACCUUAUUUUUUUAUGAAGAAACUGUUUUGGGCUCAGCUGGGUUUGAGCAUCCCAAGGGCUGCUGCUGUUUGUUCGAACCAGGAACUCUUGGUGUUUAUAAAUCCUUUUUUUUAAUUUUUGAAGAUAUUACCUAA
Molecule: messenger RNA, 998 nt
Organism: Poecile atricapillus (Black-capped chickadee)
Lineage: Eukaryota; Metazoa; Chordata; Aves; Passeriformes; Paridae
Exons: 2
Coding region: 51-998 (315 amino acids)
Source: RefSeq, a predicted model, not a curated record